This is a messenger RNA of Hemibagrus wyckioides, 1266 nucleotides long. RefSeq names its product selenoprotein U 1a (gene selenou1a). Lineage: Eukaryota; Metazoa; Chordata; Actinopteri; Siluriformes; Bagridae. The transcript has 7 exons. The record is from RefSeq and is a predicted model, not a curated record.
GGUGAAAACACUGCUCUAACUCAUUAGUAAGUGCGAUUAGUUUGGUCUGGCGGUAGCGCUGCUCGAUGAUUCUGAACUCUACUAAUCCCGGUUGUACACCUUGAAGGAGAUUAGACAGUACAUCGGCGCCAAAACAGAGAGUUGUCCCCAGGAAGUUUUUUAUGUGGCAAAUAUGGUUUGCUAAUAUCAGUGUGGAUGCUUCUAAUGGCCUUUACCCAAGUACAGCCUGUGCGUUUAGUUGGGUUUCUGAGAAGAAGAAACUUUAUCUCUCUUGUGAAUAAUGUUGUUAAGGAUCAGGUCUAUGACCGCACUUCCUCUGCCCUGCAGCGAUACAGCCGACUAUCCUCAGCCUCCGAAAAGAAACUUCAAUUUUUAGUAAAUAAAAUUCACCCAGAAUAUGAGUCACCAAAUUUUGUGGGAUGCCAGUCUUCCUUUAAGUCACUUGCUUCUGUUAACCCCUACACCAUUUGUAUGUUUUCAACAAAUCGCCAACUCUCAGUGAAGGACCAGAGCAGCCAAUCCACCAUCUAUAAGCCUAAAGAACCACUGUCCACUGUGGAGGCGAACACGGCCAUCGUGGACAUGUGGUCAGUCACCCUUGGAGCUGUGGGUGCUGCCAUUGCUGGCAUAAUUCUGGCUAACACAGAUUUUUUCCUGACCAAGCCUGAGUUUGCCACUCUACAGUAUCUGGAGAAUGCUGAUCUCAGAACUACUGAGGGGAAUGAGAAGGUAAUUAAAGCUAGAACUCUGUGGGCGACAUCUGGAGCAGUGAUCAUGGCUGUACGCCGGCCUGGAUGAUUUUUGUGCAGAGAGGAAGCUGCUGAGCUGUCCUCUCUGAAGCCCCAGCUGGACAAGCUUGGGGUACCGCUGUACGCUGUGGUCAAAGAAAACAUUGGUACAGAGGUUCAGGAUUUUAAACCACACUUUGCUGGAGACGUCUUCCUGGAUGAGAAGCAAGUGUUCUAUGGUCCUAUGCUGAGGAAAAUGGGUGGUCUUGGAUUAAUUCGUCUGGGAGUUUGGCACAACUUCAUAAGGGCCUGGAGGUCAGGUUACCAAGGAAACAUGAAUGGAGAGGGCUUCAUCCUGGGUGGUGUGUUUGUCAUUGGAUCUGGCACGCAGGGAGUUCUUCUGGAACAUCGGGAGAAGGAGUUUGGAGACAAAGUUGAUUACGAGUCAGUUUUGGAGGCAGCUAAAAAAAUAGUUCAGAAUUAGAUUGUUUGCUUGGUGAUCUAGGGAUAAUUUUGUAGCUUAUAAGCAGGUUGCUAA